GCCGUUAAUUCCGCGCCAAGUAGAACGCCCAUGUUUGCCGUGUGGUCUCACGUCAGGUGUUUUCGCCUCUUAUCAUUGCAGCCUGAAACGGUGCCUCAGGCGAGGAUCGACAUGACCCGCGUUCUGGAGGUGGCCGCGGCCGAGGACGUCACCGGGCAUCCUUACAGCCUCGCCGUGACCUCGCCGGAAGGUGUAACCUUCGUCAAAGGGACGUGCCGCGAGGAGACCAGGUGGUGGACGGACGUUCUCCAGGUGUAUUCGCGAAACAAGGGUCGACACAAACGAAACGCAACCUUCCCCGGUGGGCAGACAACGAUCCUGCAGGUUACGCCGACGAUUCGAAGUAACACGCCAAAUCCACCGCGACCGCGCUUCAAUAGCUGCCGAUCGGAGCCGCGCAGCACCGCGUGGAUUCCAGAGACCGGCGGCGGAACGUCGGACCUGUGCUCCUCCGUCUUCUCGUCCACGCCGUCCUUGGUGACCACCAGCGGCAUUACGGCCGCCAACAACAGCGCGCUGACCAACGGCAACACGGAGGGCAUCUCCGAGAUCAGGAGUAAUCUGUCGCCUCUGCGCGCCCUCGAGAACGGCUCCACCGGAAAUUAUCUGACCACGUCGUCGACCACGAACGGCAACGUUUGCAGCACGGUCCACUCGACUUCCUCGACGGCCGUCUCGACGGCGACAACGACGACGGCGAGCAGCAUUGCCUCGUUGGCCGAUAAGCCGCCGAUGAUCCCCAACGACGGCGCGAGAUCGACAAGCUAUCGAGAUCAACCUGCCAGCAGCGCGUCACCGCCGACCCGGGACAAGCUCCGCGCCGAGGACAAGGCCAGGCGCAGGAUGAAUCAGCAGGGCGAGCGGACUGGCGGCAUCAUCGGCGGCAUCAUCGGCGACGCAGCCGGCCCAGCCUCCGGCGAGAAACUAGACGACGAUGCGUGCCGGAGGAUACUUUUGGAACACGAGCGGGAAAGAGAGGGGAAACUACGAGAUAUAGCAGCCUCGUUGACACAGCCACGAGUGAGAAGAAUCAAGCCGAGAACUUCGGAGCCAACCAGGGACGUCGUGGAUGCGGUCAACGCGGCUCAUCAGGACAAACUUAUCAGAGGGGAUCCCGACGGCUGCGGCCUAGAUAUUUCCGGCAUUAGGUAUUCGCCUACUUCCGAGUUAAGAGUCGAUCUACCGGCGGAGGACUUGCUAAACAUCAAGAAGGGCUGGCUGAUGAAGCAAGGCUUGAAUAAGGAAUGGAACAAACACUGGUUUGUUCUGAGGGGUUGCGGACUAAUGUACUACAGGGACCCCUGCGCGGAGGACAAGGGCAUCAUGGAUGGCGUUAUAGACCUCAAUACUGUCACCGCGGUCACGUCGCUUCAGGUCGCACGAAAUUACGGAUUCCAGACUGUCGCCUGGGACGACAGAGGAAGCACGGUGCUGUCCGCGGUGACAGCUGGUAUUAGGUCCAGUUGGAUGUCGGCCAUCAGAAGAGCGGCCAAUCUACCUGAUUCUGAUAGUAAUGUGGACUCUGUUACCAUUUGUCCGGAUAAUCAGCCGGAGACGAAUCCACAGUCGCCUACUACAUCCAUUACGGAUCGUGAAAGAGACUCCGUCGUUCCAUCGACAUCCAUCACGCCCCGAUCGGUUCUGUUCUCGUCUGACGAAGAGUACAGGACCGCUUCCGAGGGUGGACGAAGAGAGUCCGGCGACUGGUCGGAGAUGCCGGUGUCGCCGCCGCUAGUGAGGAACGACGAAUGGUCUAUGCUGAAAGGUUCCGGCUGGUCGGAUGCGGCGAACCACGAGUGGUCGGAGUUGCCACCGUCGCCGCCGUUAACGAGAACCGCGCUGUCGAGGGUGAAAGCUCGGUCCAGAUCGAGUUCCAGAUCAAGAGUCUACAAGAGAAGCCGGAGUUCUCCGCCGAGCUCGCGAAGAAGCACCCUGGACAGUGUAAGAUCGGAGGAUCUGAUGAUGGCUUGCUGCGAACUCGGCGAGGACGAGGAGCAGAACAAUAGCCAUCUGCAGAACAACAGCUGCCUCUCGAGUACCAACGACAGCCCUCUUAUCGUUGAGCUUUUGGAGAAUCAAGUUUCGCUGUUGCGCGAUCAACUAGAUCAGAACCAGUCCCACCCGAGUACGUUACUAGUCAUUGUCGAGCGUCAGGAGAACGAGAUCGAGAGCUUGAAAUCGCAGCUGAAUGCGGCGCGAACCGACAUCGCGAGUGCGGAGAAGGAGCUGUCCAGGCUCCGGCAGCAGAAAGCGGAGGCGUCCAUCAGGGAGAAACAGGUGGAGGAACUGUUGAAUACGAUACAGAGGACGGAGCAGCAGAGGAAUAAGGAUCUGGACGAUUUGGAGAAAAUGAAAAAGAUGUACAAUAGAGAGAAAGAGGUCUUGGAAUGUAAAUUACUUGAAACAGAGGCUAUUCUGAGGGAAACAACGGAGAGAUGCGAAAUGCUUACGAACGAACUGACGUCGAGUCACCGAAAUGUCGAGCAUCUGCAGGCGGAAACUGCGGCUCUUAGCGACAGAUUGUCUCAAGGUAUCGAGGAAAAUGAACGCCUUUAUAAUAGGGUAAGGGAAUUGGAGGGAAAGAAUGGACUCUCAGCUUCGAGAGAACGUGGUCGAAGCUUUGACUCGCUCAGCGAUUUGACCAAUAUCGAAUUGGAUUUAGAUUUGACCUCGUUGGACAAGGAAAGAGUCAUGGAAGAGUACGACGAGUUGCGAAGCCGUUUCGAGAAAGCUGUCAUGGAAAUUCGAGCCAUGAGAAAGGAGCUGCGAGAGGCUCAUGCUACACAAGAUGUUUUGGAAUUAGAAAUCUUUGCGCAUAAGCAGGACGCAGCUAAUGUCAGCGAGACAAAUCAAGCACAGAUUCAGUUAAUGGCGGCGAGAAUUCAGGACUUAACUAACAAGUUAGCCGCUAGCGAGAAGCAAAUUAGAACGUUGAAGCAAAAGCUGACAAAAGCCGAGAGCAGAGAUAAGAGAAGAUCACUCUCUCUCAAGGGAAGAGAAUCUUUUCAGAUCUCGCAGGAGGUGGAAGACAAACUGUUGGAUCUAGAAAAUAAAAUCUGCGCUAUAGAAAGGGGUAAGAGCAUCAGCGCUCCUGUUUCGGCUGGCAGCAGCUCGAAGGAAUCGAGUCCCAAUCUGAAAAAAGAAAAGAGGAGAGACAGCAAGAAUCUGGAUCGGGCGAGACUGCGAAGGAAAUCUUUAGACAGCGCGACGAGUUCUGAACCAAUGAAAGUGCUGAUUAGACUAAGUACUCUGGAAACAAAAGUGGCUAGCGUUGCUGAGACCAUGGUCAGUGACGCGGAGAAGGAUUCCAGUGAGUGUAGCGAGAUCAGCGGAUCCUCCGAGGUGUCGUUGGAGGUCUUGGCAAGGUUGAAAAAAUUGGAGAGAGUAGUAUUGAAGUCUAAAAGGCGAUUGGAAAAAUGUCUCGGCUCGACGCAGGCGGAGGAUAAGGCCGAAAAGUGUUUGCGAGAGGUGAAUGAAAUAUUAGAUUCGUGCUUAGAAUGUAAGAAGAAUCAGGCUAGCGCUCAAAUCACCGAGUCAGUAGGAGUAGUGGUAUCUAGGCUAGAAACUAUACUUAAGGACAAACUGAGCGAACUCACGAAGAGACGGCAGUUGCUAGCGCAGGAAGGUCGGUUGGACGAGAGGGAGAAGACGAGACUCGUCGCCGAGAGAAUAGCUUUCGAGUCUGUGAUCCUACGGCAAAUUAAAUGCGCGCUGAAUCGCACAACGGACAGAAGUGCCGUUCUAAGUGAAUUGGUCGAAACUAGUCAGCUUGCCUCAAGCUUAAAACGUAAGAUUCACGGAACUAAGCCCAAAACGUACCAAAAAACCAAUUACAUUCAGUAUCUCACUAAAGUGUUAGCGAAUAAGUUAGUACUGAUAGGACACUCCUCUGUAUCGACGGAAACACCGAAGGAGAUUAGCGCCGCUCGCAGCGAAAGUCUUAACUUUUUGCUGCAGAAGCAGCGGGAGAUCAACGAGAUAAUGCGGAAGUACAAGGACGCCAAGUUGCGACAGCUCGCGGAAUCUCUGGCCGCUGAGACGUUGAGUCUGUCCGAGCAGGAGGACCUCGCGGGCAAACAGAUCAGCGGCUCGAACAAGAAGCUGCUCGAGGAUAGACGUAUUCGCGAGGCAUGGGCUUUAGCGCAAGAGACCGUGAGCAAGGAACUUGUGCAGGCAGAAGUGUCUCAUGUUAUCAUGCGUUAUGGACAAUUGUACGAGCAAAACGUCACCUCGAUCACGGACAUUUGCCUCAGCUUUGAUAACGCGGACAACGUUAAGCUGGAAUCGUGGAUAGACGCGGCGCAAGCGCGAUUACGCCAAGAGAUGGAGGUUUCCAUACAUGAGCUGUCGGGGGCUUACGAGGACUGUCUGCGUACAAUGAAGAAGAACAAGCUGAUGACGCUCGAUUCCAAGCACGAAUCCCGUCAACUGCUCACGGACUAUGCCGACGUAAUUGCGCAUAAAGCUUUAAUAGAUUCUAGAAUCGCUCUUCUUCAGGAAACCACUCGGCAAUCAUCUACGACACUGUCUGGCGAGACUUUCGUAUCUAGUCUUAUCCGAAACGAAGAGAUCAUAUCCUGUUUGGCGAACGACGAAGGAUACGAUCUUCAAAGCAAUCCGAUUCUCGAUGCGGAGUAUAGUUACCUUUACCAGCGAUUGACUAAGGAAUGCGAGGAUAGAAUAACCGGAAGAAGAGAAUCGAAGGAGCAACUCAAGAACGUCAGUCAAUCGUUGUUUCACUUGGAAGAAAAUCUAGCUGAGCUCAGCAAAUGUAUAAGAGACAAAACUGGCGUGAAGAUCGACAAUAUUGUUUGGCCCAAGUCGACGAGCAGUGUUACGGAUUGGUCUAGCGUAUGCGAGAAAUGCUUGCACUUACGAGAACAGAUAAGGAAGCUGAGCGAUCACAUGAGCAACGUGUCCUGCCAGACAUGCAACCAACUCCAGGAAACUAUUCAGAAGAUAACGAACGAACACAAUCAGGAAUUAGAGAUGCUCAAGCGCAAUCAAGAGAGAGACUUGAUGGAUAUCAAGGGCGAAUUGGACAGCCAGCGGCAAUCUCUGACGACACAGUACGAGCAUGAGGCAGCCAGUUUACGCGAGAGAGCCAGGAAACUGGAGCAUCGUCUCAAUGCGAUGGAUUCCGAGCAUUCGGCUCAUGUGAACGAGCUGAGAGCUGCUUAUCAAAGAUCGAUAAGCGCCGAAUUGGACACCGACGCCGAGACGCGAAAGCGAUACAAGGAGGAGAUCAAGCAGCUACGCGCGUUAUGCGAAAAAGGUCUGUUGGCUAUGGAGAACUCGCACAGGCGCAUCAUCGCCGAGAUGGAAGAGAAACAUCGGCAGGAACUGGAGAGUCUCAGGGUGGAAAAGGAACAGGCGCUCUCCGAGGAGACACAGGCGACUCUGGCUGCAUUAGACGCCAUGAGGAAAGCGCACGAGCACGAAGUGCAGAAGGAGAUCGCCAAGUUCAAGCAGGAGUUCAUUAAGCAGAUGCAGGCGCGCGAGGACAUUGGCGUUUUGCACAAGGAACAUGAGGAGGAAAUGGAGGAGAUCAAGCAAGAGAUUCUUUCUCUGUCUGCCAAGUAUUCGUCCAAGUGCGUAGAGUCAGCCGCAUUGGAGGAGAAAGUGGGCAAUCUGUCCAAGCAACUUGCCCAGGCGCAACAGCACAUCAUGCAACUGGACGCAAGGAACAAGCAGUUACGAGCGCAUCUGGUAUUGGAGACGAACGACAGUGGUAUCAACGAUACUAUACAGAUACUGAGAGGUAGGGACAACGAGCUCGCCGAGCCGAGGGAAGAGAUGCAUCGACUGCAACAACAAUUCAAGCAUGGGGACACCCUUCGUGAAUCGUCCGGCGUGCCGUCAAAAGCCGCCCUGUCGCUAGACUACUCGCCCGCCUACUCGCCGCAACGCCUCAGAGGUAAUCGGGGCAACGGCGAACAGAAAUUAACGAGCGAACGGAGUCCGAAAGGAGCGAGCUCCUUUUCCAGCGCGUUGCAAAAACAGUCUCUGUCGACGGAUCGGCCUCAGAGCGCAUUCUCGUACAGACUCGAGCGCGUAAAGUCCGUCUCGUUGCCGUACUCGAGUAGUCUGGCCAGGCCGGCGAGUAGUGCCGGUGUUCCCGGCUCGCACGUUGACGGGAAAGAGCCGCCGGCGAGUUUAGGGCAAAAGGAGCGUAACGGCAACCUGGGCUCGUCAUUAUGGGACAGCUUGAGACCGAGGAGCGGCCUGCCUCAUCAGUAUCAAGGUGGCACAACAACAGAGAUGCGAGUCGGCAGCGGCACUAGCGUCCAACGGUGGCAGGAGGCAAAGCAGAAUGAAAAGCAGCAGCUCUCGCAGGCAUACACCCUCCGUGCCAACGCUCGUCACACAUCCCGCCUCACCCCGGAACCCCCAGCUCUCUCCGUUGCAGAGUUGAUGAGGUCUCCAGCGUUGAGGUGGUCCAGCAGAAGUUGUCGCAGUCUACCUCCGACUCCCACACCGAGUUAUCAUCAUCCACUUCAUCCUCCUCUACCCGCUGUGGGCAUGGUCGCCGAGAGGAAGAAACGUUUUGAGCUCUAAAUUUUUGUCUCCCUUUUUUAUUUUUUCGAUUAAUAACUAGAUAUUACGUGUGCGUAGAGGUGGUCGAAGCGCUUGACGUAUUUAAAAAUUACUUUGCAAAUAAAGUUUAAGCAGCCCGUGUAGUAAAACAAAGGGCAACGUUUACGACGGUGAAACACCGCUCCGAUGUUGUGCUUCUUCUUUCGGAAAUUAUGAGACUGAGAGUAUUUUGAUAUACAGUGGAACCAUAAAUGAUUUUAAAACGCUCUACGAGAGACAGAUCGUUGGAAUAAAUACUGCAUCGCGUGUACGCGAAUGGCAGUUUCGCCACUGCCAAACGAGAACGGGGCUUGGAUUUGAUGUUUGAUGGACCAAAGUCGAAAUACCGAUCGCGCUCGUCGUGAAUAUUGAACAUGUUUAUUAAGUAAACAUGAUUCAAUGGCCGAAACGAGUAUCGAUUACUAGAAGAGGACGGAUUGUGCAACCCUUCUUCUUCCACGAGGCGAAAAUUCGUAACGUCAAAAAAUUCAUCGCGGGUUUAUCGAACGCGAUAGGUCGUUUUUGACAGAAUUUUUCUCGAAAAAUUUUUCUAAGCGUAUUCACCCACGCCGCCUUUUACCGGCGACCGUUCUUUGAUAUGCAUUUAGACUUUGAUAAGGGGGUUUUUUUUAUACCGUUAGUUGCGAGUAGAUCUUUUGCUACAACUGACUUUCCGCGAAUGACGCGUGAUUUUGGAAUACAUAUUUCGGGGGCAUUAUUUACCGCAAAGUGUCACGCGCGAAAUUCUUCACGACGUAUUGUUUGGUGCUAAAAACAAAGCGCGUUAAGAAAACAUGUAUUACGAAUCAUGUAUGCACUCGUCGUGAUAGCCUACCAUAAUGUAGUAUAGAACUGUGUUUCGACGUAACAAUAUAUAGGACCAAGGACAAAUGUUUAUUAGGUUUCCACAACCUUCUCGAAAUUCGCAUCGGUUGAGCGUAGGCGUGCGCGGACUUUUUUUAUUUGGUGAUCCCGCGGGGACAAUUUCAAAAUUUCAAUAAAUGAAACGAAAUAGAAAAAGACGACACCAGUUGUCCCAUUGCUACUCAAUCGUGACUUCGCUGGGUGCGUGAAAAUAAUUUCUUUUUAUACUUUUGGGAAAAGUGAAAAGCCUAUUCCGUGACACGCCUAUGCGGUUGAGUGUACUCGACGAAUGAAAUUGCACUCUGAGUUUUCAUGUUAAACAAAUCCCACUCUACGGUUAUUAUUAAAGGAAAUAAUACUUUUUAAGUAUAUUAACGUUGAAAUACGAAUGAUUAAUUGUUUAACAUCAUUAGAUUUUCGUAAUUCUGAAGGAUUUGUAUUUGUUGAGUAUAUAUUUGUCAAGUUAAACGAAAGAUUCCAUUUUAUAUGCUGGUUAAAUUUGAUUUGCGUACGUCUGUCUCCUCCCAGAGGAGAUCCCGUUAAGUUUGUUAUAUUUAAGACACAAAUAUUUUGAACUAUGCACUUCUGGUUAUUGCAGAGAAGAUUUCUAGGUUGAAUGUAUCCAUUCGACUUAAAGUAAAAGGGGAAAAAAAAGGAAAUUUUAGUUUGUUAAUCGAGAACGAAGAGAUCAUACGCUUGUUUCUCGCUCUUGUUAUGUAUAGAUACUGCACGUAAUAUGGCAUUGCACUGUGUAUUAUCGCAUCUUCUCAUUGUGUAAAUGUUUUCAGAUUGCGAUCAUUUGAUGUUAAUACUGUAUAGUUUAUGACGUUUUUAUUAAGGAGCAGUAAAAUAUAGACGAUUAAUUCCGUUCUUUCCCCCCAAUCUCCCAUCUAUCGUGUGUACGGAUUGUUUAUAUAUUACUAUCGUAUUUUAUAUUAUACAUAUAUAUAUAUUAUUACUAUGAUUAUUAUUGCGAUUCGUUCCAGUGAUUCGCACGAUAUUAAAACGAUAGAGGAUGUUAAAAACUUUUCGAUUGUCCCUUAUGUAGAAUAAUUACUCAGGAUUGUUUAACAUUUAUAAUAUAUUACUAUUAUGCUAUUGUAUUUGUAUGAUAAUUUAUAUAUAACGUUUGAAAUAAAAUACAGUAACCAUGAAUAUA
This is a messenger RNA of Vollenhovia emeryi, 8599 nucleotides long. RefSeq names its product myosin-9 (gene osp). The record is from RefSeq and is a predicted model, not a curated record. The transcript has 14 exons. Lineage: Eukaryota; Metazoa; Arthropoda; Insecta; Hymenoptera; Formicidae. Gene Ontology annotation, cellular component: actin cytoskeleton. The coding region runs from base 31 to 6558 and encodes 2175 amino acids. Gene Ontology annotation, biological process: actin filament organization. Gene Ontology annotation, molecular function: actin filament binding.